CAAGAACUCAGCAACUGUCUGAACGUCGGUCAGGCUCGACGUCACGCAGUAUCUCAUCUCCUUGAUGUGGGAGAGGCUGCGCGACUCUUGAUCGUUCACUCACUCACAGCACUGACCACAUCAAACAGCAUCGCGGAUGAGCAACGAGAGUGAGUCGUCCCUCACAGAGGAAGACGCGUGCCCAUUCUACUCCUCGCCACCAAGACUAACUCAAUACUCAACGCCUCCGAUGGAUGAUGUUGCUUCCAAAUCUGAGCCUGCAGCUCCCCCAGACGGACAGCAAACACCCAAACGCCCCAGGCACAAACGCGUAAACUCUGACGAUACGGAACGACCAGCCUCAGCACAGCGUGGCAGUGACGACUCUGAAGAACAUCCAGACGUCGAGGCAGAACAAGAGGCUUCUGAUGAGGAAGACGCCGACCCUGCAGUGCAGAUUGCCAACUUUGACUGGGGCGACUUGCAUCAGAGGUAUCACGAGGCUAUCAAUCAAUGCAGCCAAGAAGAAGCUGGCUCGAUGGGAGAAUGGAACAGUCUGAUGGAGUACUUCCGUAUCUGGGCAAACUCUGGACAUGAGCACGAGACAGACCGAACGUUCCAAAGGCUACAAACGAGAACGAUCUAUGUCCAGAACGAGGAGGACGAACUGGAGAACAAGAGGAACCAUUACAUCAACGUGGUGAGAGCCUUCGAGAGUGCGCUCAACCUCCUCAAAGCCAAUGGCAUGUUCCGUGGUUGAUGCUCGUCAGGAGCCGCAUAUCUCAGUCAUCACCCACCCCGUGUCCCAGCUACAUAUCCAGCCAAGUAUGCGGACAUAUCAUCCAAUACACAGCAUCCUUGCGCCCCAUCGAGGGCGCUGUCCUGCACGUUCUUAUGAUCGCAUCGAUAUCCAUGUAUCACAUCUAUGCGUAGUCGCCACUUCGCAACGCUCGAUCUACGCGCUAUGCAUAUGUUCUGAAG
This is a messenger RNA of Macroventuria anomochaeta, 960 nucleotides long. RefSeq lists its product as uncharacterized. The record is from RefSeq and is a predicted model, not a curated record. Bases 137 to 739 code for a protein of 200 amino acids. Lineage: Eukaryota; Fungi; Ascomycota; Dothideomycetes; Pleosporales; Didymellaceae. The transcript has 4 exons.